Condylostylus longicornis is the source of this 2451-nucleotide messenger RNA. It is a transcript of the gene Trim9, whose product is annotated as E3 ubiquitin-protein ligase TRIM9. The transcript has 10 exons. The coding region runs from base 1 to 1410 and encodes 469 amino acids. Gene Ontology annotation, molecular function: protein binding. NCBI's taxonomy places the organism in Eukaryota, Metazoa, Arthropoda, Insecta, Diptera, Dolichopodidae. The record is from RefSeq and is a predicted model, not a curated record.
AUGAUUGGUACAUCGUUACAUUCUCCACAAAGCUCUCUACCGUCUGACCCAAAACGAUGCAGUAGCGAUUUUCUUAUUUUUCAGACGGAGCUGUCACAUAAUCUACAACAAUUGUCAGAGAAAGCACGCUCAACUACAGAAUUUAUUCAACGAUUAAAAGGAAUGAGCGACAAAGUGACGGAAGCAUGUAUCGAAUUCGAAAGAUUAGUAACAGCUCAAUGUGAAGCUUUACUACAAGCAUUACAAGAUAGACAAGAUUAUUUAUUAGAUUCAAUUCGUAUGGAUAGAGAUACAAAAAUUAGAAUAUUAAAGGAACAGCAAUCAAGUUGUACGGGGAAAUUGCAACAAACAACGGGUCUUAUUCAAUUUUGUAUUGAAGCUUUAAAAGAGACUGAUAAUGCAGCAUUUUUACAAGUAGGAUCAAUGCUUAUUAAUAGAGUUGCAAAUACAGAUAUGACAUGGCAUCAAGAAGUUACAACAGCAGCGCCAAGAGUUUCACCUAUCGUUGAUUUAACAUUAGAUGAUGCAGCAUUAAUUAGAGCAAUAGAUAAUCUUAAUUUUAUACAAAUGAAACCUAUUAAGGAAGGAGAUGAAAGAGCACCUACAGCUCCUCUGGCGCCAGCAAUUAUACCAGAAGAUUGUUCAGCUGAAAAUAAUUCUGUAACGGUUGCAUGGCAAGCACCAAAUCAUUCAUUUGUUACCGGAUAUGUAUUAGAAUUGGAUGACGGAAAUGGUGGUGAAUUUCGGGAAGUUUAUUGUGGCAAAGAAACAAUUUGUACGGUUGACGGUUUACAUUUUAAUUCUAUGUAUAAUGCUCGUGUAAAGGCUUUUAAUAGUAGUGGUGAAGGAGAUUAUUCUGAUUUAAUUGGAUUACAAACGGCAGAAGUUGCUUGGUUCACUUUCGAUCCCGUAUUAAGUGGUGGUCCUGGUUCUGGUUUAGUUUUUUCAAAAAAUAAUUCAACGGUUUCUGUUGAAGGAUGGGAACAUCGUGUUGCAUUAGGUUCGGUUGGCUUCAGUCGUGGUAUACAUUAUUGGGAAUUUACAAUUGAUAAUUAUAUUGCUGAUACAGAUCCAGCAUUUGGUGUAGCUAGAAUUGAUGUCAAUAGAAAUAAAAUGUUAGGUAAAGAUGAAAAAUCCUUUGCAAUGUAUAUUGAUCGUCAACGUUCUUGGUUUCAACAUAAUUCCGUACAUGAACGUCGUGUUGAAGGUGGCAUCACAACAGGUAGUACGGUAGGUGUUCUACUAGAUUUAGAACGUCAUACGUUAAGUUUUCUGGUUAAUGAAAUGCCUCAAGGAUCUGUAGCUUUUCGUGACUUAUAUGGUGUUUUUUAUCCAGCUGUUAGUAUUAAUCGUGGUGUAACAUUAACAUUACAUACAGCAUUGAGAGCACCACGUAUGGAUUAUUAUUGAGAAUAGCGAAAAACAUUAAUUUUAAAAUGUUAGUAAGAUUAAGGACGUAAAAGUUAUCGAUUUUUUUUGCUUAUUACAUUUUAAAUUUAAAUAUUUAUGGAAUUGAUAAAAUGAAAUUUUAAAAACAUUUUUUUGAAAUUAAAUUAACUAAUUAAUAAUAGAAAUGAAAAUCAAUCAAAAAAAAUUUAGAUUUAAAAAUGUUUUGAAUUAUAAAUGUAAAAAUAAAUUUUUCAAAUCGGUCAUUUUUGACAUGUUUUAUAUGUCAAAUUAAAUAUUCAUUAUGUAUGUAUGUAUGUAAUUAAUUGAAUGAACUUUUGAAAAAAAAAAUUAACAAAAAAACGAAAAAGAAAAAAGAUAGCAAACAGCUUGGCCUAAAUUUGUUUAUUAAAAUUUUUUGUCAGAAACUUUAUUACAUAAAGCUGCGGAAUGCGGUUUCGUUAUUAGAAACCCUAAGCAGGAAAUUAUCUGCAAUUAAUACAAAAAUUAAGCUGUCAUAUACUGCUUUUGUAGGCAGCUUAAAGCCGACUUUAACCGGAUUUCGACCUAAUAUAAACGCUACUUGACAUGGAAUUUUCAAAAGUUGAAAGUCAAUUGCAUAUACGCAGAUUGAAAUUUCAAGUCAAGUACUUGAUUCGCCAUAUAAAAGCAAAAAUAUUUAAUUAAAUAAUCCUUAAAAUUCAAAAGUAGAUUCAAAAGCGAUUCAUACUUUUCAAUUUGUCAAAAAUUUGACAGUCAUGUAAUAUUGAUAUUUCCAUUUUAUUUACCGGAUGAUUGCACAUGCAAAUUAUUGAUGAGCAAAUUGGUGUAAUAUUACUAUUGUGAAAAGUUAAAGAGUUUUUUGAAAUUAUGAUUUUGAUCAAAAUAAAUUUUUAAACAUAAUUAGCCUCUUUUCAAACUAAGUUUAAUUCUUUUUCAACAUUCAAAACAAAAUUCAGAAAUUUGUAUCGAAAAAUUUUAAUGUACUUUUAAUCUUCUGACAAAAAAUUGAUCACGUGAUUUGUUUUUUUUUUUAAUUAAAAAGAAAUAUUAAGUCAUCAAGUA